AUUUUUAAAGAUAUAGAUAAUAAUGAUGAUUACAAAAACUAUGAAGAGUUCGUUAAUCAUUUUAAACUACUAUUCAAAAUAAUACUAGAAAACUGUGAUAAAAAUUUAAUAGCAUACAAAGAAGUUGUUAAUGAAAUGGAAAAAAUUCAGAAAACAAUUUUUCAAUAUGCUGAUAUUGAUAAUGAUAAAUUCGUUUCCAUCGAAGAGCUACAAAUGAUGAUAAAAAAUAAACAACCUAAACUAUCUAGUAAAUCUCUCGAUGAAUUAUUUCAAGAAAUCAAGGUACAUGAUAUUGACAAUGACGGGAAAAUUAAUUAUGACGAAUUUUCCAACUUCAUUAAUUCAUGGACCCCAAAAAUUUUCAGUCUUGGACUAUUGUCAAAAUUUCGAUUCAACAAGCUCAACAAAGAUUGAACUAUUACCAUAAUUAUGAUUCUGUAUUAUGUAAUAUAAAGUGCAAAAGAGAGCGAAAAGAAGACAGGAACAACCUACUUAUUUCAAUAUAAUUAUAUUUUAUUAUUGAAAUCUGUAUAUUUUAAGACAAAAAUAGAAUAAAUGACAUAAAGACGUUUAUUUACAUUA
Molecule: messenger RNA, 582 nt
Organism: Daktulosphaira vitifoliae (grape phylloxera)
Lineage: Eukaryota; Metazoa; Arthropoda; Insecta; Hemiptera; Phylloxeridae
Product: calmodulin-like
Exons: 3
Coding region: 136-414 (92 amino acids)
Molecular function (GO): calcium ion binding
Source: RefSeq, a predicted model, not a curated record